GUAUUCCAUUGGACUUGACUUGGAUUGCAACUGACUGGGUGGUUAAUGGACUAGACUAGGCUUGAACAACUGUGCGUCCUGCUGUCUGUCUUUCAGUCAACAUUUUAGGUAAAGUCCGGAUGAAUCUAGCCGAUAUGUACCUAAAUCUUGAAUAACAAAAUAAUUGGAAACAUUGAAAGCAUCGAUUGUCGCAAACAUCGUUGUUUGUUCAGCUCUACUAGUGUUGGGUGGUUCAUGAAAAAUUAAUAGUGUGGUACAGUGCCACUUUCAUUCCAUUGGCCCCGUUGUAAAAGCAUUUGGUGAAAAAAAUUUGCAAUAAUCAUAUCGAGAUGCCACCACCUUCACCUAAAAGGGCGCGGCCACUCAUGGCCACUCGAAAUGCCGCUGCCACGCAGCGCUCCAACCGCGCAGCCCCUGAGCCCGACGCGGCGGAACCUGCGAACACUGGCUUUGUAGUUUCGGCUCAGGAAUAUCAGAUCGACAAUGGGAGCGAUCCGACGGAGGGGUGCAAAGUGGAGUUAGUGGGCGACCCUAGUAUCUAUCUUGGGCCCUUGGACACGCCCUAUGAGGGCGGUCCAUCGCUGCUGACUGAGCCCAACCCCGAUAGCCACGAGCAGCACGACCGCGUGCCACGCCAGUGGAUCACUUUGUACGCUUCAUCUGUCGCUGACCGUUCAGGAGCAGCUCCUCCAUAGCAUAUGCACACAAUUUGAAGGAUUACAUGUUAUGUUUUCAAAUAAAAAAACUACCAAUAUGCUAACAGA
This is a messenger RNA of Drosophila miranda, 764 nucleotides long. RefSeq lists its product as uncharacterized. The coding region runs from base 330 to 695 and encodes 121 amino acids. Lineage: Eukaryota; Metazoa; Arthropoda; Insecta; Diptera; Drosophilidae. The transcript has 2 exons. The record is from RefSeq and is a predicted model, not a curated record.